AUGUCCAUUCCUAGAUUGGAACUCCAGUCUGCAUUGCUAGGAGCUCGAUUUGCAAAAAAUGUGACUUCAUCCCUUAAAUUGAAAUUCAAUCGUCAAGUAUUUUGGACAGAUUCUAAAACAGUUCUAGCGUGGAUACGGUCGGACCACCGUAAAUAUUUUCAAUUUGUCGCCUUCAGGGUAAGUGAAAUUCUUGAGCUAUCAGAGGUGGAUGAAUGGAUGUGGGUUCCGUCUAUGGACAACGUAGCUGAUGAAGCGACAAAGUGGCAGAAAACACCACACUUUUCUCGAGACAGUCGAUGGUUUACCGGCCCUGAGUUUCUUCAAAGGCACAAUAUUUCAUGGCACGAGGAAACAAAAGAAGAUGGUACAUUAGAAGAGUUAAGGCCACAGUAUAUUGGAAUUCACAGAAAGGUAUCAAGUUUUACAAUUCCUAUAAAUCCGGAGCGUUUUUCUAAAUGGAGUCGAUUUGUUGGUGCAACUUCAACUUUACUACAGAUAGCUAGAAUAAUAAAAAACAAGGUUAAAGGGGAAAAAGUUGUGUAUUUAAAAACUCAAGCAGAUAUAGCUGCCGCUGAAAUCGUGAUCUGGAAAUGUACCCAAGCAGAAGUAUUUGGAGAUGAGUUAACGCUAUUGAGUAGAAAUCUUCCCAUAACGCCAUCCAGUAAUUUGUAUAAACUGUCAGCAUACCUAGAUAACAGCGGAGUAAUUCGAUUGGGAAGCAGAGUGCAAAUCAGUGGACGCAAGGACCCAAUAAUACUACCCAAAGAACACUAUGUCACUACUCUUCUCGUAGCUUUUCAUCAUGUUACAUAUCUUCACAGUAACCACGAAACUGUGAUAAAUGAGAUACGACAGUAUUUUUGGAUUCCAAGACUUAGAAGUGUUUUGAAAAAGGUUCGAAAAUCGUGUCAAAUGUGUAUAAUUCAAAAUGCUAAGCCAAAGCCUCCAAAGAUGUCCAUUCUGCCGUCGCCCAGAGUGGCUUCAUUUUGCCGUCCGUUUACCUAUGUAGGCAUAGACUAUUUUGGUCCCUUAUUUGUCAUAAUACGUCGUAGCUCUGAAAAACGUUAUGGGGUGUUGUUUACUUGUCUAACAACUAGGGCCGUACAUCUCGAAAUAGCAUAUUCAUUAUCCACAAUAUCCUGUAUAAUCGCCAUAAGAAGUUUUAUUGCUCGUCGGGGUACCCCGCGGGAGUGGUGGAGUGAUAAUGGCACCAACUUUCGUGGAGCUGAACGUGAAUUGAGUGAAGCCUUUCAAUUGUUGGAUCAAAAUGAAAUUGUUAAAACCUUCACUAACUCGUCCAUGUCCUGGCACUUCAUCCCACCAUCGUCCCCACAUAUGGGAGGUGCCUGGGAGCGUCUAGUCAGGUCGGUGAAAUCAUCACUAUUAUCUGUUCUACCAAGAUAUAGACUCACUGAUGAGAUUUUAAGAGGGGCCUUUGCUGAAGUUGAGAACAUAAUUAAUUCACGCCCUCUUACUUACAUUCCAAUCGAACAUGAAGAAGCUGAGUCCUUGACACCCAACCACUUCCUCCACGGUAGCUCUAACGGUAUGAAACCUUUGGCACUCCCUGAAGCCAACGGAACCAUGUUGCGGCGUGGGUGGAGAGCCACCCAGCAAAUGGCAGACUCAUUUUGGAUACGUUGGGUCCGAGAAUAUUUGCCAAUGAUUACUCGCAGAUCCAAAUGGUUUCAAAACGUCAAGCCUAUUAAGAUUGGAGAUGUGGUAUUUAUCGUUGACCCAGAAAUUGUUGGCCAAAAGGUAAAAUAG
Molecule: messenger RNA, 1767 nt
Organism: Lucilia sericata (common green bottle fly)
Lineage: Eukaryota; Metazoa; Arthropoda; Insecta; Diptera; Calliphoridae
Exons: 1
Coding region: 1-1767 (588 amino acids)
Biological process (GO): DNA integration
Molecular function (GO): nucleic acid binding
Source: RefSeq, a predicted model, not a curated record